AUGGAGCCCACAAACAACUCCUCCCGGACCCGAGAGUUUUCUGCACCAGAGAGCGAGCAGGGUCAAGCAGGACGAAAGAGUUUCUCUACCAGCUCUGUGGCGAGUAGGCCUACCACCCCUGCUGCUAGUGUACCUGUUGGAUACGAGCGCACUUGGAGCCAUUUUAAACGAUCUUUUUGUCGUGGUUUCUACGUUCCUGCGCCUAUUAGGCUUAUAGAUACCGUAUACUGUUUCUAUUUAGUAGUUUCUGAAUGCAUCACGGCUCUCCUAUCCGGUAGAGGAAGCUUGCACGAUCUGUGUGAUAGAACCUUAACAGCUAUUUGUUCCGCUGCUGCCAGUUCUCAGUUGGAUGUCUAUAUGGUUUUUAACCCAUGUGUCAUAUGCACAGGUGAGGAGGGCCUUAUUGCUGGCUUCAUAAGCAGGCUAAGCUCCACAUUUGGUAUCCCCUUGGGAAGUUUGCAAAGCCGCCCAGAGAUUCAGACCUCUGGAGAGGAAGUGGUGGCGGACCCCUCAAUGCAGCCGCGGACGGAUCAAGCUCCAAGAGACUACGGCUCUGGUUUGCCGGGAUACCCAAAGCAUAGCUGUGCAUACUUUGAUAGCACAUUUGGACGCUCCAAGGAUGCCCCCGAGUUCGUGAGCCUGUUCAAACUUCUAGAUGUGCAUGAUGACAGACUGAUAGGCCCCAGGCUUUCUGGCUUCCCGAAAUGCAAGCUUAAUUUUCCCCCUCUACCUGCGGACAAGCUUGGCACUCCAACGUACGACUACCGCGAUCUCAUAGGAUACCGUAUGGACUUCCACCCAUACGUGAACGCUACAAUGAACCCCGAAGACCCUGCACGCAUGUAUGUGUGCGCAAACUGGAUGGUUGGGUACCCAUAUGGAGUCCCAGCAGUCGAAGAGAAUGAAAGAGCACAAUUGAAAAUGGCAUAG
Messenger RNA from Cyclospora cayetanensis, 930 nucleotides. RefSeq lists its product as uncharacterized. NCBI's taxonomy places the organism in Eukaryota, Apicomplexa, Conoidasida, Eucoccidiorida, Eimeriidae. The transcript is spliced from 2 exons. The coding region runs from base 1 to 930 and encodes 309 amino acids. The record is from RefSeq and is a predicted model, not a curated record.